Molecule: messenger RNA, 5870 nt
Organism: Linum trigynum
Lineage: Eukaryota; Viridiplantae; Streptophyta; Magnoliopsida; Malpighiales; Linaceae
Source: the annotation of a GenBank genome assembly
CCUAAUUUACUGUUCAAUACGACAAAAUAGGCUCAUGCUCAUUUUUUUUCCGGACAACCUUUGUUGGUUGAAUUGGACCCGAGAUACUGUUCAUUAGGUAGUUAUACCAUGUGAGCAGUUACAAGGUGAAUCCAUGUGAAUCUUGCUGUGGGCUAGCCGAGCAGUCACUCUCUUCAUAACAAUUAAAUGGCGGGCUUCAACCCAAUUCCCAAAAAAUAUGGUAUAUUCUUCCAACUUUUUCCAAACUUAUGGAUUAUUUGGUAGAUACGUGUCUAAAUGGUCUACUUAAUAAAUGCAUGUAUUGUAAAGAAUGUAAAACACAAUGUAUGCAUUUGAUUGUUGAUGUGACAUUUGAAAUCAUUCAAAAUGAAUGAUCGAGAAUCUCAACUAUUUGGUGAAAUGUUGAGAAUGUGAAUAAACUUUUCUUCCCUUUUAUGUCAUUAUUAAAUUUCAUUAGGUGUUUAGAGAGUUAUUUUAGUGUAAAUGACAUUUUAUCCCUUAUAUUCAAUUUCACCAUUAAGCUCUUUUUCCACAUAAUAGUUUAAUCAAAUGGAAUACUUAACCUAACUUGAUUUUAUUAUUAGACCACAUGUUAUUAGAAUAAUUUUUCCACGUAAUUCUUUAUUAUUAGAUCACAUAUUAUUGAAGAUUUUUGUAAGGUCAUUCUAUAACAAACACUUAAGCUGGCGAUAGUUAUUUCUUAUGUAUCAAUGAAAACAAGCAUAACACGUAUUUUAUUCCUUAUACUCAAUUUCACCAUAAGCUCUUCUUUUUUACAUAAUAGUUUAAUCAAAUGAAAUACUUAAUCUAACUUGAUUUUAUUAUUAUACUGAAAUACUUUUUCUAACUCCAUAAGCACUUUUUUUACAUAAUAGUUUAAUCAAAUGAAAUACUUAAUCUAAGCAUUAUUAGACCACACAUCAAUGGAAUACUUUUUAACUUGACUUUAUUAUUAAAUCACAUGUUAUUGAAGAUUUAUGUAAGUCUUCCGUAAUGAUUAAGACAGUACUCAAAUCUUAUGGAGUGAUAGUUACUUCUUAUAUAUCAAUGAAACAAACAUAUUACAUAAGUUUUUCGUAACAUAAAUUUGAAUGAAUUGUCAAUAUCCUCAAUUUGCAUUGCACAAACUUUAUGUAAAGUUAGUUAUUUUUUACGUAACGUUUUAAUAAAAAUGAUUGUUUGUAUCACUUAAUUCCUUCAUUACUAACUAAAAUAUUCACCAUCUAUUUAGUUUUCAUUACACAAAGCUUCAAUAAUUUCAGUUACUUUUACAUAACAGUUUGAUCAAACGUGCUAUUUUUGUAACUUGAUUUUACUAUUAGCCCACACAUUACGAAAUAUUUACGCAAAACACUAUUCUAUAACAGUUAUAGAAAUUACAAGCACAUCGAGGGGUAGUUAUUUCGUAUAUAUAGAUGAGAAAAAUGUAUUAGAUAUGUUUUCGUAAUGAUUAAUACACUACGUAAUGCUUAUGUAUGGAUAAUUAUUUAUUACGUAUCAAUUACACAAAUAUAUUGCAUAAAACUUUUAUAAAGAUAAAUACAUUAUUUUACUUGAACGAGUCUGUUAAUUAUUUAAUUUCCAUUAAAUCAAUAAAUGACUGGAUGAAAUUUAAAUAUAACUAGAUUCUUACCGCCGCGUAGUGCGGGCCAAAAAACUAGUAUUAGAUUUAUAGGGCAAGUAAUAUCGAUGGGUAUCUAAAAACCGUGGGUAUGGAGAUGAAAUCACACUACCUCUCACUUGGUUAUGGCCUUAUCAGUUUGGCUAUUUUAAAAAGAGGAUGUGAAUUCUUUAGGGAAACCGGACCCAUUGCAUCCUGAAAAAUGUGUGCCACAAAAUUCACUACAAUCUGUUGGUAGGUCAAUUGACAUGAGGUCAUGGGUUUGAGAUUAUAUUUUAUGUACAAAUAUUGUUAUUUUUUGUGUGCUAACUCCUAGUGACGGUCGGUCCCGAACCCAACCUCUUGCAAACUAUAUCCGCCAAUGACCAACAAAGAAAUAUUGCUCAGACAAUUGAGAUUAUUCGAAGCUUGUCUCGUGUGAUUUUGGAAGAUGAUUUUGACGUGGUGGUCCGUUAACUUUGACAAUAUGUGGACGUGGGUUCGGUUGGAGGGCCCUAUCUCGCGAUUAUAGUCACUAAUGAUGGUAAUUUUUACCAUAACCAUGGUUUUUUACUAUUUGACUUAAUUGGAUUGGAUACGAAAUCCAAAUAGAUGGAUAUGUGUAGAGUUUGAUGAGUUUGUAUCCAUACCCAUUUACUUGAGUUAGGUUGAGUUGGGUUGGGUUGGGUUUAUAACAAAUGGAUUUGUGUUUGCAGUUGCACCCAUGCCCAAAUGCAAAUACAGUCUGGUACGUAAACUUAAUAUAUAUGCAUAUUUUUUUUUUUUGCAUAUAAGUACGCAAAAUAUCGACGGAAAAUUAUAUUUUGGUACCUAAAUUUUUUUGGUCUUACAUUUUGGUACUAAACUUUUCAAGUUUUACAAAUAGUUCCAAUUUUUGUAUGUAUAGUUAAAACACCCUCAAGUAUAUGUAUAUUCAUAUCCAACCCAUACCCAUUUAGAUUAUGAAAGCAAUAUUCAUACUUUACCCAAACCCAUCUACAAACCCCCAAACCCAUAUACACUUCGCCCAUAUCCAACUCAUUAUAAAUAGGUCUACUUGAGUUUGAGUAUAAUUACCCAAAUUGCCAUCCCUAAUCGUCAAUUGGUUGCUCCUCUUUCUGAUUAUAUAGAAGCGCCAAAUAAAAGCUUCUCAUUAUAAAAAUGGGAAGAUAUAUAGGUCGGGAAUUCUUUGUUUUUGAUGUUGAUGGGAUGCAUCUAGCUCAUAACCGGCAGCAAAGAAAUCUGAGAGCCGGUAGUACGUAGCAUCAACGAGGUUUACAAAAAUGCUUUGUCUUCCCCUCCUAUGCAUGUCUGCACAAAUCCAUGCUUCUCACACUCACAACGUUUACCGUGGAAAUAGGAUAAAUACCGCCAUUUAUAUCACAAAUAAACUUGUACGAAUAAAAAAGCAUACAAAUCAUCAAUAUAUAGUUAUAUACUAUGGGUGGUGAAAAUAUUAAAAGAAUAGAAUUUUUAGUAAAUAAAUAUAAUAUCUAACUCUACUUUUCGAAAUAAAAAUAUUCCAUAAUACUCACACUUGCAUACUAAUUUAAAAUUUAUCAGUUAUAUAUUGUGUCUUUUGUAUCACGCAACUUUGAAUAUGUAAUUUGUAUACCAACGUAAAGUUUUCUGUUAUUGUUUAACAGAAAAUACAUUCACCUUAAACUCCUAUGCUUGGAUUUUCUCUGCCCAAUUAGUUUAUCAUGAAGAUGAGAAUGCUGUAUAUCCCACUCCUAAGAUAUAAAAUUGCAAGCAAACAAAUUCAUCCAUCUCAAAAUAUUAUAAAGCUAGCUAGCUAGCCCGCUUCACUAGGAACACAUCUUAGCUAGCUAAGACAGAGAGAGAGAGAGAGAGAGAUGGGUGUGCUGGUUCGUCGCUUGGAUGCUCGAAUGGCCACAGUACUGAUCUCGCCGCUAAUUCUGACAACGAUCAACGGAGGCUUCCACGGCGGUGUAAUCAUCAUCUCUGCCGAAGCUGCCCUCGAUCCACUGUGCGCUGCCUCACACGAAUGGUUUUGUAGUCCGACCGACUUCGAUAGCUCAGACACGCAGGAAAAACUAUUAUCGCAUAUCACAUCCCCGUUAAAGUGCGAGCCAUUCCAUAACGACGAGUUUCCUCCUCCAGGAGCAGUACCAGACGCCUACGUACAUUCUAUUUGUGCUGAUGACAAUGAUCCCAACUGCGGUGAUUGCUUGACCAGAGCGACUCAACUGAUGCGCGACAAUUGCCAGGGCAAAGACGGAGCUCAGUACGGGACGGAGCAGUGUUGCGUUAGAUAUGAGAAGAAAAGGUUUUGUAGGGCUUAAUUAACUAAGAUAUGCUAUUGUGUAAUGUAGUCGAUCCGAGAAAGAAAAGGUGUUGAGUUAUUAAUAUGUAUGAAUUGUUUUUUUUUUUUUCUUGAAGGGAAGGAAUCAACUUCAGAAAAUAAUAUGCAGCUGCAUUUGCUCAUCAAGGUCGAAUAAUUGACUAAAAACAUAAUCAAUGGUCAACCUAAUUUGACCAUAUAUGGACAACGUGAGUUGAAUGAGGUGUUGGAUGAAUUUUGAUUCGGAAGUGAGUUCUAUCAUGCUUUUGUAGCUUACGAGUUGGGUGGGUAUGCAUUUUCUUAAAAUUUCGGUCCGCUUUCCAUGUGCUCCGUAUGUAAAAAAGAAAACAAUUGAACCGGUACUAACGAGUUUUUCCUCGGAAGCAAGUUUUGCCUGCUUUUCUAAUUAAUGCGUUGGGUUGAUUAUGGAUUUUGUUAAAAGCUAAAAAACAUUUAGUGUUGUUGAAAAGUUUUGGGUCGGGAACAACUUUUACUCGCUUUUUUAAUUAACUUGUUGGGUUAGGUGUGAUCUUUGUUAAAAUCUCGAUCAUAUUUCCAUCCGAGUUGUACCUAAAAAAAAAGAAUUGACCUGGACAAAACUGGUUCAAUUUGGAGUUGACGAGUUUUGGUUCAGGAGCAAAUUUUAUUCGCUUUUGUUAUUGACCGACGGGAACGGGUGUUAAUAUUGUGAAGAACUAUGCCCUCUUAAUUAAAAAUUAUUACCACCCCGUGACUUCCCCUUUUCCAUCGUUCUAUCCCUGUCUUUCCAGCUCUCGCUUUGUAGCAGACCAAUUAGAUCUGAAGCUCUAUACUACUCUCGAAAAAACAAGAUUUAUCGUGGAUAUGAUAGAAGACACCAUAUAUAUACUUUGGUUAUCCAGGCAAGAAGAGAAGAACAAGAAUAAUAGUUCAAUUAUCAUUUUAUUUUAUCGUCCGUUUCUUUGUAGUCCUUAAAAGUAGAAAUAAAAUAGUUUAUAUUUUACCGUACUUAGAAUUAAUACCCGUAAAGCGGGAAAAAUAUUACCGGACCUUAAUUGUAUACUACAAUUUUAUGUACUUUUGUUGGUAGUUAAGGAUUAUUACUAUAUAUUAUCUUAUGUGGAGCACUUAUACUAUUUUUUAAGGUAUUGGAGUUUUAAAGUACAAUUUUAAACUGUAUCAUAAUGUUAGGAAAUUUGUUCAUUUAUGUUAUGGUUACAACUUGAAGUUGUAACAUAAUAUAAAUGUACAACUUUAGUUAAUUAGUACCAUAAAGGAAUUUAUGCAAGAUAGUAUAGGCACAACCUAAAGUAUAUGUACAACUUCAUGUUGUCACAUAAAGACAAAAACUAACGUUGAUCCCCGAACCAAACCUCUUGCAAACUGCCUCCGCUACUGACCAACGGAAAAAUAGUGCUCAGUCAAUAGAGGUUACUCGACAACAUGUGGAUGUGUGUUCGGUUGGAUGGACCCAGUCUCGAUCGAGAUUAUCAUCAGUUAGUUGCUCCUCUUUGUGAUUAUACAGAAGCAACAAAUAAAGGCUUCUCACUUUAAUAAUGGGGAGAUUAAUAGGCCAGAAACCCUUUAAGAGGAUCGUCUAAGCUCAUAACAAUGCAGCAAAGAAAUCUGAGUGCUGGCAGUCGCAUCGACGACAACUAGGUCUUCCACUCCUAUGAAUUGAUAAUGCUAGCUGUUAUUCAAUUUUUUUUUUAACAUAUAAUGCUGUUAUUCGUAUGAAUUGGAAUUCCGGCACAGAACGAUGUACUAAUGUGCAAGAUACGUACGUAUGUGUCUAUGAGAUAUGUUUUAGGGUAUCUUGCCGCCGGGGUUUGUAAAGAGAGAGAAGAGGCGGCAUUUGUAGGUUGGCUGAUAAUUAACCUAAAAUUCCUACGUUGGAUUUUCUCGCCCAAUUAGUAAGUACAUUAUGAAGAUGAGAAUGCUGUCUAUCAAUCCACUCCUAAGAUAUAAUAAUAUUGCAAGCCACAA